UACACGUAUGGCCAUUCCUAAUUCAAAACCCUUAAAAUCUCAAACCCUACAUUUAUCUGUUGGGGACAGGAAAGACAAGGGUUUGUUCUGAGUGCCAUGGUAGUGCGCUGAAGAUGUGAGCAUUUAAGCCGUGAGCAGAGGGAUCGGAUUGCUUUAGCUACUUCAUCCGCGAAGGGAGAAAUUUGGGGACAAGGUGAUUUGUUGGCUGCCUUUUUAAGGAGGCAUAUUCCAUGUAGGGCAUUAUAUAAUCGAAAGGGCGAAUUCUUUAAACUCCAAACAUUUGGUUUGCCGCUGCCGCGUUUAUGUUCUGAGUUUGUAAUUAAAAGACGGGGGUGCAAUGCAAUGCUGUGGAAAUGUUAAUAUUUCAAAUGAAAAUGUCACAAAAUGCAGCAACCAGAAUGAUUGAUAAAUUUGUCUGGAUGCCGUUGUUGCCUAGAAUGGGCGGAAUUGGAAAGAGAACACUGGUCUCGACAAUGAGGCAAAUACAAAAGCAAACUCUACCGUUUCUUGAACCGGUGGUAGUACGCCUUUUAAUGAACACAUCCUGCAGGAACACAUCGUUUCAUGCGUUUCUGGCAUCCAUCUGGCCCCAAGGAUUUCCAGAGCUCUGUAAGAGAAAAAUGGGCAACACUUCCUGCUGCCGUUCAUGCUCUCCUUCCCAAGAAGAUUAUCAAACUGUUUUCAGUAAAAUGGUUGUGGUGGAAGAGAUGAGCCACAUCGAUGAAUUGAUUUCUUACAUUGAUCAGCUCUUAAAUGCCAUUGAUGAUGAAAGACAAGUUCCCAAGAUGGAUCAGGUAGGCUCUUCUAUCAAUACUGGUGGUGGUUUAUUGGAGAAGGCAUUGAAGCGAUCUAACAGUCAUAUAUGCAAGAGGGACAUUAUGCCAAAGCUUAACCGUGAAACUCGCAAACCAGUAAUUGAUGUAACAAAUCAAGCAGCGCAGAUUGCAGGUUAUCUUCUUUAAAAAAGUCUUGUUCGAGCUUGGUGACUCUUUCAAACAACUUUGGAAAAUUAUAUGGUUUGGUAGAGUUAUAUUUAUAUAAUUUCUUUGGCUUGGUAAGCCUUCCAGAUAGCUUUUGCAGCUUAUCUUCUUUAAAAAGGUUUGAUUGAUCAAAUUGCUCCAAUUUAACAAGCCUAGACAGCUUUGACAAUUUAUUUUGUUUGGAAAAGUUGGAUUUAUCUGAUUACUCCAAUUAUGGCAAGCCUUCCAGACAACUUUGGUAGCCAGCUUGGUGACUUUCAAACAACUUUGGGAAAUUGUAUGGUUUGGUUAAGCAUUGGAAAAGUUGGAUUAACCAAUUGCUCCAAUUAUGGCAAGCCUUCCAGACAACUUUGGUAGCUUAUCUUGUUCCAGCUUGGUGACUUUCAAACAACUUUGGGAAAUUGUAUGGUUUUGGUUGAGCAAUUUAUAUAAUUGCAUUGGCUUGUUGAGCCUUUCAGAUGGCUUUGGCAAAUUAUAUAACAUUGACUUACCUUGUUUGGAAAAGUUGUACUUGUCUAAUCGCACCAAUUUGGCAAGUGCGAGUUGUCCAGACACUUCGGCAACUUAGAAUCUUUGAAAGAGUUGGAUUUAAACUUUUGUUCUAGCUUGGUGACUCGUCAAACAACUUUGGAAAAUUAUAUGGUUUGGCAAGGCUAUAUUUGUAUAAUUGCAUAUAUAUAUAUAUAUAUAUAUAUUUGUAUAUAAAAGCCCUAUGUUGACGAGGUGGUGGGAACAAGUGAAGGAGCAAUAUUCUUUAGCACCAACACAGGUAAUCGCUGUAACACACAUUCAGGGAUACUGGCCUUACAUGUACGUAUGACAUUUUUUCAGAGUCAAAAUUCCUAGUGCACGGGUUUCUCCCAGGGCAUUAAUAGUGCUGAUUUUUGUAUGAAUGGACCAAAAUUCCACAAAAUAAAGCCUUGUAUUUUGUAGGAAGAGUAUUUAGUGUGGGCAGAGACAGCUUCCACAAAUAAUCUUAUAAUACAUCUGAUUUACUUCAUUAAAUUUUUAUCUAAUUUUCAUUUACAUUUGAA
Messenger RNA from Cryptomeria japonica (Japanese cedar), 2014 nucleotides. RefSeq lists its product as uncharacterized. The record is from RefSeq and is a predicted model, not a curated record. The coding region runs from base 354 to 962 and encodes 202 amino acids. The transcript is spliced from 7 exons. Lineage: Eukaryota; Viridiplantae; Streptophyta; Pinopsida; Cupressales; Cupressaceae.